CUUGAGAGAAUAUAUUUAUUAUUCAAAAUGAUAAGAAAAUCAACUCGUGAGUGGAGAGAAUAUUGCACCAAACUCUCGGACAUCAAGAAAAAGUCUAACAAAGAGAUCCUCUGUACUGAAUGCUGGAUGUUCCUAAAUUAUGAGCAAAAGACUAAACACGCGGCCAGGUUCCCUGCCCAUAGAGGAAGUGUACUGACUCCUUCACAGUUUGCUAGUGAGCUUCAGUUCUAUCCUAUUGCUCUUGUAAAUAACAAGAUCAUUGAAAAGGGUAGAGGAGUUAAACUGGUCAUUUUGCCGAGCUUUUAUAAUUCCAGUGUUGAAGAAGGUCAUAUUAAUGUCAUUGAGGAGCUCUGUAGAGAGACACAUUGCUCUUCUUCUAGCAACAUCAAAAUGCACACAACGCUGAGCUCCCAACCUUUGAUUGAACAAUUAUGCUGAUGAGACCAGCCUGGCUCUGAUAUAUCAGUUCAAGAUUCUUGCUAUUUAUCAACCGAUAACAAAAAGAAAAAUCUUAAUUCUAAUAUUGAUAGCACACUUGCUGAUUUGUGUCAGUUUGAGAACAAGAUUUACAAACAACUUUGGCUAACUUUGCAUGACGAUGCUUAUUGACAUCAAUCAACGUAUCCACAGACUCAAGUUCCAAUGUAUGAAGUGGAAGUGAUGGAGAUUGGAGACAACACCAAACCCUUGGUUCUUGAGUGAGCUUACUCCACAGAAUGCAACCAAGAACACAGCGAUCCUGACUCUAAUUGCUGUUCUGUAUUACAAGGAGCCAAAAAUACCCCAUCUUCUAUAAAAAUAGCUGAUCCAUAUUUCUUCAGCUACAAGAGCAAGAAAUCCAACGAGCUCUCUACCGCCCAGCAACAAAGCCAGAGGCUGCCAAGUCUGAACAAAGUGGCAUCUCUAUUUGAAGGUUUUAAUAACUGAUAUUCGUGCUAAAAUUGCUUUAAA
Molecule: messenger RNA, 951 nt
Organism: Moneuplotes crassus
Lineage: Eukaryota; Ciliophora; Spirotrichea; Euplotida; Euplotidae
Source: the annotation of a GenBank genome assembly